Messenger RNA from Phyllopteryx taeniolatus (common seadragon), 2207 nucleotides. Its product is annotated as solute carrier family 2, facilitated glucose transporter member 4-like. The record is from RefSeq and is a predicted model, not a curated record. NCBI's taxonomy places the organism in Eukaryota, Metazoa, Chordata, Actinopteri, Syngnathiformes, Syngnathidae. The transcript is spliced from 9 exons. Gene Ontology annotation, molecular function: hexose transmembrane transporter activity. Bases 313 to 1971 code for a protein of 552 amino acids. Gene Ontology annotation, biological process: monosaccharide transmembrane transport. Gene Ontology annotation, cellular component: membrane.
GUUCCAUAAAAGCUGUCUUUCAUCGCAAUAGCCCAAAGGCCCGCUCACCUUUUUGACCUUGUUCUUCAAACUUCGAGCCCCCCCCCCCCCCCUCACCCCGACACUCCCACCAGCGACUACCUAACCGCCGCCCUCCCCUUCGGACAGAGGCACGCACAUGGUUGCGCUCGGUGUCACUUUACAAGACAGUCCUGGACGGUGGACGCGUUUCCCUUUUGGAUUGUAUCACGUUUUGCCUUGAAGGUUGACGUCCAAGGGGGGAGCUCGGCGCGCUCUCUUUAGGGGCGGAGGUCGACGGAGCUGCCAAAAGUCAUGCCGGCCGGCUUUCAGCAACUCGGAGGAGAGACGGUGACCGGGACCCUGGCUCUAUCGGUCUUCACUGCUGUCCUGGGAUCACUGGAGUUCGGAUACAACAUCGGCGUCAUCAAUGCGCCUCAGAAGAUCAUCGAGGAGGACUACAACUCCACAUGGGCGCACCGGCACGGACAAGCCAUCCCGGCGGGGACCCUCACGUCCCUGUGGUCCCUGUCGGUGGCCAUCUUCUCCAUCGGAGGCAUGCUGUCCUCAUUCUGCGUGGGCUUUGUUUCCGAGUGGCUGGGCAGGAGAAAAGCUCUGCUGAUCAACAACCUGCUGGCCUUCGUGGGCGGCGGCCUGAUGGGCCUGUCCAAGCUGUGUCGCUCCUUCGAAAUGAUGAUCCUCGGACGCUGCGUCAUCGGCGCCUACUGCGGUGGGCCUCGCCUCCCGCGUCGCGCUUUUCUUCGGCCGCCGCGAUCGCGUUUGACGCCGCUCCUUUCGGCCCCCAGGGCUGGCGUCCGGCUUGACCCCCAUGUACGUGGGGGAGAUCGCGCCCACCGGUCUGCGGGGGGCGCUGGGCACGCUGCAUCAGCUGGCGAUCGUCACGGGAAUUCUCAUCGCGCAGAUCUUAGGGCUGCAGCAGCUGCUGGGCGGCGAGGAGCUGUGGCCCGUCCUGAUGGGGCUGACGGUGGUGCCCACCGUCCUCCAGAUGGCACUGUUGCCCUUCUGCCCGGAGAGCCCCCGCUUCCUCUUCAUCGUCCGCUGUCAGGAGCACCAGGCCAAGAGAGGCCUGCGGCGGUUGACCGGCCGUCAGGACGUGGGCGACCUGCUGGCGGAGAUGAAGGAGGAGAAGAGGAGGAUGGACAUGGAGCGGAAGGUCUCCAUCGUGGAGCUGUUCCGCUCGCCGGUGCACCGCCAGCCCCUCGUCAUCUCCAUCCUGCUGCAGCUCUCCCAGCAGCUCUCCGGGAUCAAUGCGAUUUUCUACUACUCCACGAGCAUCUUCACCAAGGCCGGAGUCCAGAGUCCGGUUUACGCCACAGUAGGAGCCGGAAUAGUGAACUGUGCUUUCACCGUGGUCUCGCUCUUCCUAGUGGAGCGGAUGGGCCGGAGGACCCUCCACAUGCUGGGACUGGGCGGCAUGUGCGUCUGCGCCGUGCUCAUGACCGUCGCGCUCAGCUUAUUGGUCGGCCUCCCCGCGUUCCAGUCCGCCCGCGCGGCGCCGGCUGUUUCCUGACGCUUGUCCGUCUCCGCUCCUCACAGGACACGGUCCCCGCCAUGAGCUACGUCAGCAUGCUGUCCAUCUUUGGCUUUGUGGCCUUCUUCGAGGUGGGUCCGGGUCCCAUCCCUUGGUUCUUUGUCGCCGAGCUGUUCUCGCAGGGUCCCCGGCCGGCCGCAAUGGCCGUGGCGGGGUGCUCGAACUGGACCGCUAACUUCGUCGUCGGCAUGGGCUUCCAGUACGUUGCUGAGCUGUGCGGUCCGUACGUCUUCCUGAUCUUCGCCGUGCUCCUGCUCGUCUUCCUCGUCUUCACGUUCUUCCGCGUGCCCGAGACGCGGGGCAAGACCUUCGACCAGAUCGCCGCCAACUUCCACCGCAGCUUGCCCGACGCCAUGAUGGACAUGGAUAUGGAGCUCAACAAGACCAGCACGGAAUUGGACUAUUUGGGGGACGAAAGUUAACUGAGAACUGGACAUUUUCCAUGAUGACGUUUGAGGGGUUUUAUUGUAUUUAUUAUGGCGUGCUUUGGUUUCCGACAAAAUUUUAGCUCUUAUUUCCGCAGGAUGCGUAACGCACAUUUACUUUUAAUUCCACACUGUAAUUUCUGCACUUUAAUAAUAUACAUCAGUGGCUGUUUGUGUUAUUAAAAGAGAAAAGAAAAAAAAAAAAAAAAAAAAAAAGCCUCAAAACAGGAACU